AUGUCUACAGGAAUAAUAGAGUCAUGGGCUGAUGCAGGAGAUGAAUUUUCAGCUCCACCCGAUAUCAUAAAUAACCCCGAUGGAACCAAGACCGUAAUCACAUAUAGAACCAAUCAAGAAGGUAAAAAAGUUAAAAUAACUCAACGUAUUAAAGAAGUAGUAGUUCAAGAAAAAGUUCAUCCAUUAAUUGCUAAACGUAAAAAUUGGGCAAAAUUUGGUAAAGAAAAGAACAAACCAGCAGGACCAGAUACAAGUACAACACAAUUGGGUGAAAAAGUUGAAUUGAAAUUAGGAUUAUCAUGGAAACAAGCAGAAAAGAAAGAGGAAGAAGACAAGCAACAAGAAAGAGCUUCUGCUGUUUCUAUACAGACCAUCAAAUGUAGAGUAUGUGGUGGAGAUCAUUAUACUUCUAAAUGUCCAUUUAAAGAUACAUUGGGAGCUGCUGCUGGAUUAACUCCAAGUGGAACCACUCCAGAACCAGGUCAAGAAGGAGGAGAUUCUGGAAAGAAUGGAGAUGCUGGAGCUGCUGCCAGUGGACCAGGUAGAUAUGUACCAAGACAUUUGAGACCUGAUGCCAGUGGAAACUUGCCAUCAAGAGAAGCAAGAGAUGAUUCAACUACAUUGAAAGUAUCACAACUUAACAGUUUUGUUGAUGAAGAUAUGUUGAGAAAUGAAUUAUUUGCAAGAUUUGGUCCAUUGGAAAGAGUUGUUGUUGUUAGAAAUAGAGAAACUGGUGAAAGUAGGGGGUUUGCUUAUGUCAGUUUUGCUACUGAAGAAAUUGCUCAAAGAGCAUUGGAUUUGUUGAAUGGUAAAGGUUAUCAUUCAUUGAUUUUACGUUUGGAAUGGUCUAAAAAGAAGAAACCUACAUAA
Molecule: messenger RNA, 870 nt
Organism: Lodderomyces orthopsilosis Co 90-125
Lineage: Eukaryota; Fungi; Ascomycota; Pichiomycetes; Serinales; Debaryomycetaceae
Gene: TIF35
Product: translation initiation factor eIF3 subunit g
Exons: 1
Coding region: 1-870 (289 amino acids)
Cellular component (GO): cytoplasm; eukaryotic translation initiation factor 3 complex
Molecular function (GO): RNA binding; translation initiation factor activity
Source: RefSeq, a predicted model, not a curated record